Molecule: messenger RNA, 189 nt
Organism: Lachancea dasiensis
Lineage: Eukaryota; Fungi; Ascomycota; Saccharomycetes; Saccharomycetales; Saccharomycetaceae
Source: the annotation of a GenBank genome assembly
AUGUCCGCGUGGAGAAAGGCCGGUUUGACUUACAACAACUACUUGAGCAUUGCCGCACAAACUGUGCGUGCUGCAUUGAAAAACGAGGCACAAACUGCCCAAGUGCUCGGUAGAUCCAAAACUGAAGCAAAGUUCGUGAAGUACGAAGGUGGCAAUGCCGUCUCAGAGCCAGAAGCUUUGAAGAAAUGA